This is a messenger RNA of Boleophthalmus pectinirostris (great blue-spotted mudskipper), 5629 nucleotides long. RefSeq names its product biorientation of chromosomes in cell division 1-like 1 (gene bod1l1). The record is from RefSeq and is a predicted model, not a curated record. The transcript has 30 exons. Bases 99 to 4730 code for a protein of 1543 amino acids. NCBI's taxonomy places the organism in Eukaryota, Metazoa, Chordata, Actinopteri, Gobiiformes, Gobiidae.
UUCGAACAUCAAGAACCAAAAUAGACUCGUCUCUUGACCGCAUGAACGGUUAACCUUUUAAGUCUUUAUACAUUUUAUUUUGCAUCAGUUAUCUAAAAAUGGCGGGCUUACCUCCAGGGGACCCACAGUUGGUCUCGAUGAUUGUAAACCAUUUAAAAACACAAGGAUUGUUUGAUCAGUUUCGAAGGGAGUGCUUGGCAGACGUGGAUACAAAGCCUGCUUACUUAAACCUGAAGCAAAGAGUGGACAACUUUGUCUCAAAUCACCUUUCCAACCACACAUGGAGUCCACAUUUGAACAAGAACCAGCUGAGGAACAACAUCCGUCAGCUGGUAUUGCAAUCAGGGAUGCUGGAACAGGGAGUGGACAGAAUUGUGGCUCAAGUGGUCGAUCCCAAGAUCAAUCACAUCUUUAGGCCACAGGUCGAGAGGGUAGUCCGUGAAUUUCUGUCACCUGGAAGUUGUGUUGAUGAGCCCACUGCUCUGCUUACUGCCACAGAACCUAAAAUGGAUUCUAUUGAGCAAGCUGCAGCACCUUCUUCUCCGAUGAACACUACUACGAGCAGAGCGAUGUCGAUCUUGGACACCAUCACAACUUUGAGCCAAGAGGCAACUGAUAGGGCCACAGCUGAGAAGGGACCAAAACUCGAACCAUCAGAGGAACCCAUGGAGCUAGACGAAAGUAAGAAGGACACAAGUCAUACAGAGGAAGAGGAGGCUGCCCAAGUUAAGGCCCCUGAAGACAUGGAUGAAGAGAAGCUGGCGACUAAGGUGCAAGAAUUAGAGGUAAAGAGUGACAAUAAUGCACAAUCUGAAGUUGAAAAAGAAGAAAUAAAAGAAGAGGUAAAGAUGGAGGAGAAAGUGUCAGAUGUUCAUGAUGAGACAGUGGAGGAGAAGGACAAAUCUUCAACUAAAACGGCUUCCAAGACACCUUUGGAGAAACAAGAUGAAGAGCUGAAAUCCUCAAGUCAAGCCAAACAGAAAGCCAAAGAGAGGAUCAAAGAAGAGUAUUCCUUAGAGGACUCAGAUCUGGAGGGUCUGAGUGACAUCACCGUGAGCUCUGUUCACACUAGUGACCUGUCUUCAUUUGAGGAGGAAAGUGACGAUGCGCAGACUCCCUCUGAUUCUUCUGAGGAGGGAGAGGUUCUGGAUGAUGACAAAGAAAAAACUAAAGAAACUAGUGAUGAUGGAGAGGAAAAACAAAAGCCUCGGAGAAAGGCCUAUGUGCAUAAGCCCUUCCUGUACUCUCGAUACUAUAGCGACUCUGACGAUGAAGUUACUGUGGAGGAGCGUCGGAGAUCAGCGGCUAAGGACAAAGAGGAAAGAUUACUGAAGAGGCAGCAAAAUAGAGAACGAAUGGAGGAGAAGCGUAAGCAGAAGGCAGCACAGACGGAAGAACAAAAUAAGAAAAGUCAGAAGAGUGCAGAUGUUGCUGCAACUGAGCGCCCAAGAGCCAAGGAGGCACGAAAAGAACGAAAGGUUCUGGAGAAGAAAAUGGCUUUAAACAGAAAGAGGAAGUUGGAUUCAAGGAAAGAGGAUGAUGUGACAAGCAAGAAGAAAGAAACUGGAGAAGGCACCAAGAAAGUAGAAGCAAAGCCCACUCCUUCCAAAACCAUGCAGCAAAAGCCUAUGAGGCAUAUGUCUGAAUCUGCAUCGCCUGAUGAGAGGAGCAGGAGGGCGAGUGGCAGUGUGUCUGAGGAAGCUGAACCCAAAAAGAUCAGUGACAAAAACCGCACGCACUCCUUCAUUUUGGAACUGGAGCAAGGUUCUCAAGAGGCCCUCAAGUAUCGCUCCUUCAGUAAAUUUGACCGUCCGUCCCGCAAAGAGCUCAUUUUGAAAGAACGUAAGGAAAAAGAACGCCAACGGGCUAAACUCAAGCAGAAACAAGCUGAAGUUGAAAACACCCAAAAGGAAAGUGCGUUAGGGAAAGAGGAUAAGAACGUAAAAAGGAAAACUGAAGAAGAAAGAAAGAAGAAAACUGAAAAGGAGACAGGUGAUGUGAGUUCCAAAGAUGUCAAGAAGCUCAAAACUCCAUCAUUGGAGCAGAAAGCAGAGAAAGUACGAGAGAAGGAUAAAGACAAGGAUUCAAACAAGGACAAAGCUAAAGCAGAGAAAACAAAAACGGAUUUAAAACAGCUGGUUCGCCCAGAAUCUGGUGCUGGCUCCUCUGAGGACAAAUCUGACCUGGAGCCGGGUUCAGAUGCUACCAAAAAGAAGAACAAGCACCCUAAAGAGCUCCUUAAAAGAUCCAAGAGUCACACUGAUGAAAAACCCAAGUCCAAAACCAAUAGUAAAGAUGCUGAAAGGGAAAAGACUAAAGCAGGUGAUCCACAGAAAUUGAACAAAUCUGGUUAUGAAAGUGAAAAGGAUCCCAAAAAGGCCAAAAUUACAGAGAAGGAGAAAACUAAGCUAAAAUCUAAAGAAGAUGCCAAAAGUCCAGCAAUAUCCAAAAGCGAUAAAAAAGGUCAUAGCAGUUCAACAGGUUCCCCCAGUAUCAAAGAGGAGGCAACAAAGGAGAUGAAAAAAGUGGACGGUAAAAAGGAGCAGAGGAAAGACGAAAUGGCAAAAGUUGAAAAGAAAAUUGACAAAAAGAAAACUGACAAAAGGGAUCUUGAAGGUAAAGAUGACAGCCGGAAGGACAAACCAUCCAAACUUGAAAAGACAAAACCUCAAAAGACUGCUGUAUCCUCUGAGGAGCAGCCGAAGAAACCCGCUCUUCUCCCGGACACCAGCACUGACUCCGAGCCUCCUGUUGCCAUGGUGACUGCUUCUACAUCGGACGACACAUGUGACGCCCUGAGCGACAUCACCCCAGAACCCUCCGAGGGCGAAACCGAUCCGCUCAAAAUGACUGUGGUGCCUGCUGAAGCUGACGCCCUGCUCGCACUUGUCAACGUGUGCACCUCAGCCGACGCCCGCCUGCCCGAGCCCAGCGAACAGAGGGAGGGCGUGCAGGAAAGGGCCCAGCAGGAGGCUGAUAUGAAGAUGCAAGAGGCGGCGCUUACACUACUCUCAAUGGAUCCGGAUAGUACAGUAACGUCUGGUUUGAUCAGGCAAGAAGGAAAUGUAUCAGAGGAACCAAUGGAGGCAAGUGCAGCUGAUGUGAUGGACCAGACAGAUGUGCUUUCUGAUGUAUCCCCUGCUGAGGAAUCACAAGAUGAAGUUAAAGAAGAGAGUGAAGUUAUAACAGGUGUACCUGAAGGCACAAAAACAGAAGCACCGCAAGAAGAGAUGGUACCUAAGGAUGAAGGUACAAAACUUGAUGAGACUCCCACACUGAAGGAGGAAGCUAUGAAUGAGCUGCCUGCUGAUGUUACUCAAGAAGAAGCAACACAAGAAGCUACAAAUGUUGUAGACGUUGAAGAAAAAGCAGCAGAAGAGAGUGAAACAUCUAGACUAGAGCAAAGUGAUAUUGAGACUAAGAAUACAUCCACACAAGAGGCAGAGGUGAUCACAGAAGAGCACGUAACGAAGAUGGACAUGGAUACAAGUGAAACUGAAACUAAGGCUAAUGAGGAGAUGUGCGUUGCAGCGGAGCAAAGUGAACCACAGAUGAAGCCAGAAAGUGUUGAUCAGAUUCCUGAAAGUUCAUCAGAAUGUCGAUCUAAAUUAGUCAAAGAAUCUAGCUUCAUGUCCAGUACAGACAGUCAAGAAGAAAGGGACUCAGAAAAGGAGGAGAAAUCUUUGGGCAGAGGAAGACGUAAACGAAAGUUGUCAAUCCGUAAAAUGUCUGAUUCUGGUGACGGGAAAGAAAGUCAAGAGGAGGUGAGCGAUGAAAAUUUUGAAGUCAAAUCCCCACGAAGAGGACAGUUAACAAGGACAGAAGAGGCAGAGAAGAACCAAAAUGAAAAGGCAGAGACACCCACGCGAAGAGGACGCCGCCCAGCCAUGGCGAAACAGACCACAGAUGAUAAAACUGAAGCUGCAGAGAUAGACGUCGUGGAACAGUCAACCUCUGAAAAAACUGAGGAGAUGGAGGAACAAAAGAAUGAAGAAGAAAAUGUGAAGUUGAGCCAGGUUGAUGCAGUUGACCCAGUUGACUCUCCUCCAGAACAAAGUGAAAAUACUGAAUCCUCCAAAGAAGCCACUGAUACUGACACUGAUAAACCUUCACUAAAGAGGAAGCGCUCGGAAGAAACUAUGGAGCAAUCUGCUCCCAGUGUUAAAGAUGAUAUAGAGCAAAACGCUACACCAGAACCAGAUGAAGAAGAACCAGACAAAGACACUGUUUGUUCCCCAUCAGAAACAGAGACAGAGAAUCAAACCGAAUCCAAACAAGAGGACAGUGAAAAACAGGAGGAUACUGAAGACGAGCAACAAGAAGAACAAGAUGGAACCGUAAAGAGAGCUGCGCGGAGGGGCAGACCUCCUAAAGCAGCACUUGCCACUGAGGAUUCUGACACAAAAGCAGAUGAUCCAGAUAAGAGUAAAAAGGAAGAGGACGUAGAAGAAGAGGGGGAUCUGGAUGAAGAGGAUGAAGAUGAUGAGAAAGAGGAAGGAAAAGAGACUAAGACGCGAGCUACCACGCGUCUGGCAUCUCGUCUAGAGGCUGAGAGAAACAAGCCAAGUAAACCCUCCACCCGGGCAAGUCGACAGAGUGGCAAAGACGAGACCACCGCUGGCACACGCGGUGGAGCGAGGGGCCGCAAACGGGAGAGCAGCCCCCCCGUGGCGCGCACGCGGGGAGCUCAGAAAUCAGAGGAGCCCCCUUCCAAGCGAGCUAAACGCUAACAUGUCUGACACUGAAAAACUGCUGCCUUCAACACUCUGUUUCACCACUGCAUAUUCAAGGAAGAAGCAGGUUUAUUCCACCAAAAAGCUGUCAACAAAAAGGUAACUUGUUGAUUCUGGGAAAAAAAAUGUAUAAGUCAAUUUGAUUCCUUCUAAAUCUGUAGAUUUGUGCAGAAUACCUUUGACUUUACAGCCAUAUGGUUUGAAUCAGUCCUCCUGUACGUUCACAGUAAUACUCUGUAAUAGAGUUUCAGGUCACUGGUAAGUAGUGGAGUAGUGUUGUUCUUGGAGAUAAUGAACUGAGUUGAAUUGUAAAUUACAUCAGGUUCACUUUUAUAUGUCACGUUGUUUCAAGUGUUUUAUCUCUGCAUUGUACCAAGCGGCCACACGGAGGCAUUUUAAAGUAUAUUAUUCAUUCUAUGAAUGAUGAGGCAUUUAUAUCCUGUUUUACUUUGUUUUUAUACAUGAUGGGUCUGUUCAUUAGCAAGAAUACUGCUGUUCCUGCAGUUGUCUUUUUAUACUUUUGUGUUUUAUAUUGUCAAAAGACAAUACAUGUUUGUCAUAUACCAGUAUGUCAGUACUGUAGAACAUUAACUUUUACAUAAAUGUUUUUGUUUAAAGCCUGUUGUUCCUUCUGAUCAUUUGUUUGACCUUUUUUUUUAUCUGUAAAUUCAGUCUGAACACAUGUGGAUAAAUUAAAUAGUAUGUUCUUAUAUUAGUGCUGCAAGAUUAAUCACAAUCAGAUCAAACUCACAAUUUCAGUGACAAAUCACAAAGGCUGCACUUUUUGGAUUACCAUCAUUUCCCCCACCGUAUUUUGCAUAAAAACUGCUGACCUUGUAGUUAGAUCUGUGCAAACAUGUUCUGAAUUGUAUUAGACUUAAAAACCUGAGUUCAUA